Ahaetulla prasina is the source of this 3995-nucleotide messenger RNA. RefSeq names its product calcium voltage-gated channel auxiliary subunit alpha2delta 1 (gene CACNA2D1). Gene Ontology annotation, cellular component: L-type voltage-gated calcium channel complex. Gene Ontology annotation, molecular function: voltage-gated calcium channel activity. The record is from RefSeq and is a predicted model, not a curated record. The transcript has 39 exons. The coding region runs from base 540 to 3836 and encodes 1098 amino acids. Lineage: Eukaryota; Metazoa; Chordata; Lepidosauria; Squamata; Colubridae.
CGGGGAAUAAAGCCCGGAAAGGCUCGGCGCGGCCCCCGCUGCCCCCCGAAGCCGCCCGAGCCGGCUCGGAUGGCGGAGGCAGCGGCAGCGGCGGAGAAGAAGAAGAAGAAGGAGGAGGAGGAGGAGGAGGAGAAGCAUCUUCAUCAGCAUCAGCUGCAGCGGAGGCAGCAGCAACAGAAGAGCCGCCGGAGCCGCUAGCGGAGCAGCCGCUGAUCAGCUGGGCUCGCUCGCUCAGCCCCCGCCGCCCUCCAGCCCGCCUGCCCUCCGCCGUCCGCCCUCCGCCGCCUUGCCCCGCUCGGCUCCCUGGCUCGCCCCUCCGCCUGCCAACUUUCUCCUGCCACCCACCCGCCCUCCCUCGCGGGCUCCAUCACUUGUGGACAACCCCCCCCCCACCGCCUCCUGCCCCGGGCGUGGCUUCUUCUUUUCUUUUUUCCCCCCUUCUUCCUUUUCCCCCCCUCUCCUCUCCCCCUUGUCCUUUCUUUUUCUCUUCGGGUGGUGGGGAGGAGGAAGGGGGGCUCCCUCGAUCCUCGCUCGGGAAGAUGGCUGCGAGCUGGUGGUUCUUCUUCAGCCUGACCCUUUGCCAGUCUUUGGUGAUGAACCUGUCCGCCGAAGGGCCCUUCCCGUCGCCCACCACGAUAAAACGGUGGGUGGACAUGAUGCAGGAAGACCUCGUGCGGUUGGUGAGAACAGCCAGUGGGGUGGAUGACCUCAUGCAGAUCUAUCAGAGGAACAAAAAUUUAUACACAGUGGAAGCCAACAAUGCGCGACAAUUAGUGGAAAGUGCAGCUCAAGACAUUGAGAAGCUCCUGAGUAACAGAUCCACCGCCUUGAUACGUCUUGCUGAAGCAGCAGAAAAAUUCCAGAAAGAACAUCAGUGGCAGGAUGAAUUUGCGACGAAUGAUAUUGUCUACUACAAUGCAAAAGAAGACCUGAAUGAUUCGGGAAGAAGUGAGAACGAAACCGGUAGCCAGAGAAUCAAACCUGUCUUUGAAGAAGAUCCUCUGUUUGGUCGGCAAACGUCGUACCAACAUGCCGCUGUCCAUAUACCGACCGAUAUUUACGACGGCUCUACCAUCGUGCUAAACGAACUGAACUGGACGGGGGCCUUAGAUGAAGUCUUUAAAAAGAACAGAGAGGAAGACCAAAGUCUGCUGUGGCAAGUUUUUGGCAGUGCGACCGGCCUCGCUAGAUACUACCCAGCGUCUCCCUGGGUGGAUAAGAGUCGAACCCAGAACAAGAUUGAUCUGUAUGAUGUCCGGAGAAGACCAUGGUACAUCCAAGGAGCCGCCUCUCCAAAAGAUAUGCUGAUUCUCGUUGAUGCGAGCGGGAGCGUCAGUGGGUUGACCCUGAAGUUGAUCCGAACGUCCGUCAUUGAAAUGUUGGAAACCUUGUCAGAUGACGACUUUGUGAACGUGGUUUCUUUCAACGAUAAAGCUCAAAACGUCAGUUGUUUCAAUCAUUUGGUACAAGCUAACGUGAGGAACAAGAAGAAGUUGAAGGAAGCCGUCUACAAAAUCCAAGCGAAAGGGAUCACCGACUACAAAAAGGGGUUCAGUUACGCCUUUGAGCAGCUGCUCAAUGAUAGCCAGAGUGUUUUCAGAGCUAACUGCAACAAAAUUAUAAUGUUGUUUACUGAUGGAGGUGAAGAAAAAGCUCAGGAGAUAUUUGAGAAAUACAAUAAGGACAAGAAGGUCCGUGUGUUUACAUUUUCGGUUGGUCAACAUAAUUAUGACAAAGGACCCAUACAAUGGAUGGCCUGUGAAAAUAAAGGUUACUAUUAUGAAAUCCCUUCCAUUGGUGCCAUAAGAAUAAACACACAGGAAUAUUUGGAUGUUUUGGGCAGACCCAUGGUAAUGGCUGAGCAAAAAGCCAAACAAGUCCAAUGGACCAACGUUUAUUUGGAUGCUCUGGAACUUGGGUUGGUCAUUUCGGGAACCUUGCCAGUCUUCAACUUUACCAAAGAUCAAAAUAACGUUCAGAACCAGUUGAUCCUUGGCGUAAUGGGAGUUGACGUGUCCCUAGAAGAAAUUAAAAAGGUCACUCCUCGUUUUACUCUGUGUCCCAAUGGUUAUUAUUUUGCCAUUGAUCCCAAUGGUUAUGUGCUGCUUCAUCCAAAUCUUCAACCAAAGCACAUUGGUGUGGGCAUCCCCAAAAUUAAACAAAGGAGACCCUAUACCCAGAAUCCAAAAUCUCAGGAACCAGUGACUCUGGAUUUUCUGGAUGCAGAGUUGGAGAAUGACAUUAAAGUUGAGAUUCGAAAAAAGAUGAUUGACGGUGAAAGUGGCGACAGGACCUUUCAAACGCUGGUCAAAUCUCAAGAUGAGCGCUAUAUUGAUAAAGGCAACAGAACGUACACAUGGACUGCAGUGAAUGGCACAGAUUACAGUUUGGCUUUGGUGUUACCAUCCUACAGCUUUUACUAUAUUAAAGCCAAGAUUAAUGAAACCUUAACUCAGGCAAAGUUUAUUGCAACUCUCAAACGAGAAUCCUUUGACGAAUUUGGAUAUACAUUUUUAGCGCCCAGGGACUACUGUAGCACAGUGAAAAUAACGGACAAUAAUACUGUAUUUCUUCAGAAUUUCAUUGAAUUUAUGGAUCAAUAUUCACCCGAAAACCCUUCAUGUAAUGGCUUGGUGAUGAGAGCUUUGUUGGAUGCGGGCUUCACAAGUGACCUGGUCCAGAAUUACUGGAGUAAGCAGGACCCUGAGGGAAUCACAGCACGCUUCGUAGCUACGGAUGGAGGGAUCACCAGAGUAUAUCCCAAAAGUGCAGGCGAAUAUUGGACAGAAAAUGCGGAAACCUAUGAACAGAGCUUCUACAAGAGGAGUUUAGAUAAUGAAAAUUAUAUCUUCACGGCUCCAUUCUUCAACCGAAGCAUCUAUGAAGAUGGGAUCAUGGUAAGCAAGGCUGUGAAGAUCACCGUGAAUGGAAAACUUCUAAAACCAGCAGUUGUUGGAGUAAAAAUCAAUCUGAACAGCUGGAUGACAAAUUUCACUACAAUCACCACGAAAGAUCAGUGUAAAAGUGGAAGUGAGCUUUGCGGAUGUGAAAAGAACAGUCCGCACAUUGACUGCGUCAUUCUUGACGAUGGGGGUUUUCUUUUGAUGACAAACCAAGAUAACUAUGUCCCAGAGAUCGGAAAAUUCUUUGGGGAGAUCGACCCAGGCCUGAUGAGAAAUCUCAUUAAUAUGUCCUUGUAUGCCUUCAACAAGUCUUACGACUAUCAGUCGGUGUGCGAUCCAGAAGAUGAACCGAAACAAGGAGCAGGACUGCGCUCCAUCAAUGUGCCUACCAUAGCAGACAUUUUACAAAUUGGAUGGUGGGCAUCUGCAGCUGCCUGGUCUAUCUUGCAGCAGCUAGUCUGGGGGCUGACCUUCCCACGUUUCCUUGGGGCAGCGGAAGUGGAAGAAGAAGAUUUCAGCGGCUUCCCAUCCAAACAGAGUUGUAUCACAGUACAAACGCAAUAUUUCUUUGGGUCCGACGAUAAAUCCUUCAAUGGCAUUCUGGACUGUAUCAACUGUUCUAGGCUUUUUCACGCAGAGAAGAUUUCCAACACCAAUUUGGUUUUCAUCAUGAGUGACAGUAAAGAAUUGUGUCAUCAUUGUGACACAAGGCCGCUGAUGCAAGCAGAGAAGCCUGAUGAAGGACCGAACCCUUGUGAAAUGGUUCAGCAUCCGAGAUACAGGAAAGGACCGGAUGCUUGCUUUGACGACGCUAAAGACGAUUCAGCCGAAUGUGGUGGAGUCUCUGGAUUGAGUCCAUCACUCUGGUCUAUGAUAGGAAUCCAGCUUAUCCUGCUCUGGAUGUUAUCUGGCAUCAGACCCGGCCAGUUAUGACCGUGAGAAACCCCCAAACCUAAUCUAAACCAACCGAGAUCCUGCCAAAACUGGUUAGCCCACCAUUUUCAUUCAAGGAAAACAAGGGGGGCCCCUCGUCUGCUCCGGCUGCGGAUUCAAUGGCGAUGCCAGUGACUCGAAAAACAAAAAAAAGAAAAC